ACCGUGGCUUAUCCGGGCUAGGAAAUGUAAAAGGCGCUGGUGGGACGAAGACCGUCGUUCCGCGCCCCCCUCCGCCUUGGCCGCCGCCGUCCGCGUCUCUUUACCGCCGCCCGCGAGAGUUUGGAGCGGUGGCCUCGGUCCGCUGCGGUGACCGCGGUAUGGCAACCUCUCCUGCUACAAGACAUGCCCAUGGAAUGUGACAGCAGCUUGGAUUAAAGCUCUUUCUCCAUUGAAUUCUGUCAGUAGAGACGCAGAGAUGUUCGGCGCGGGCGCCCAGAGCCAAAGCACUCGUGCCGAGUUCCUGGACCGAGCGCGUGUGGCGCGGGAGGAGCGGCGAGGCCAGCGGGAUCGAGAGCGUGCCGCCAUCAAGAUCCAAGCACUAGUGCGCGGCUUCCUGUGUCGCCGAUGCAUUGCCCGCCGCACUCGGCACGAGGUGGAUGAGUUUUUCUCUGCACAAGAAGCCAGUCCUGCAAAAAAGAAUGCUCUCUGUCUGUUUAAAAUUGGGCAGAAGCUACUCUUCAUCUUUAACACAGCAGAAGAUAUCAAGAGGUUUGAAAAGUUCUGCCGGCACUUGCUGAGCAGUAUGGAGGAGGAUAACGACUCCAAGGUGUGGUAUGUAUCCCUGGCACUCUCUAAAGACUACAUGCUACGUUGGAUCAAACAGCUCAAGGACGUCCUUUCGAUCUGCUGUAGUUACUUAAAGAAACUAAAGCCGGAAAGUAUCUUGGAUACAAAACAGAUCACGCUGUUUCUCACGGUCCUCGUGACUUUCACUGAUGCUGGGGGCUGGAGAAUGGUGCGGGUCAAAGGUGACACUUUUAAGAUCAGCAUGAAUCUCAUCUGUGCAAAUGUUAUGGGACAUCUGAACCAGAAAGGACUCUACCCCGACUUACAGAUACUAAUGACCAACGGACUGGCAAGGGUUGUACCAACUUUGAACAAAGCUACACUGACAGCUGUAUUCACAGUUGCACUACGGCCUGUGGUCGCAGCCAAGUUUUCGGAAAACUUGCUAAGAUCAUUCACAUUACACGUGCUGUCCGUUCCGGCGUUAGUGCUGCACCUGUCCAAUAUUGCCCCCGAGUGCUUAAACAUGAUGUCAGGACACGACUUGUUUCGGAAAGUCUUGACAUUCCUGAGGCAGAAGGAUUAUCAAGAGGAUAUCUGCAUUUGCCUUGAAGGCACCAUGUCCCUUUGUCUGCUCGGAAAUUUAAUCAUGCUGGCAUUGUUAAAUGAGAGCUUACUUGAAGAGGAGACAGAGGCAUUUAGUAGCCUGGUGACUUCAGUGCUGACCUACUGCCAGAAAUAUGUUCUGCAGAAGAAGUCCAAUCUCACUCACUGGCACCCUGUACUUGGCUGGUUCGCACAGAGCAUGGAUUAUGGGCUGAACGAGGCCAUGCCCGCUGUGACGAAGCAGCUGCAGUCACUGUGGGGUAUUCGCAUGAUCCGGGUGCUCUUCCGGGACGUGCUCACGCGCAAGCUGGCAGAGGGACAGGAGCCGGCCCUGGCAACCGCCCCACCUACUGCCGCCGUCCCAAAUGACAAGCCCGUGAAAAGCAUGUUCCGAAAGGCGUUCCGGCGCUCUGCAGCCGUCCGCAGCAUCCUGCGACCGGUGGGCGGCAAACGCGUGGAUUCGCCCGAGGUGCAGAGGGUGUGCGGGGUGUGUGUGCUGUACCAGACGGCGCUCACCACACUCACGCAGAUCCGCCUCCAGAUCCUCACCGGUCUCACCUAUCUUGACGAUCUUCUGCCCAAGCUGUGGGCCUUCAUCUGUGAGCUGGGACCUCAAGGUGGCCUCGCUCUCUUUCUGGAGUGCCUGAGCAGCGACACGGAGGACUCGCGCUGCUUGCUCGCUAUGCUCACGCUCUUCUGCGACUGCUCUCGACACCUGAUCACAAUAUUGGAUGACAUUGAGCUGUACGAAGAGCAGGUCUCCUUCAAGCUGGAGGAGCUGGUUACCAUUUCUUCCUUCCUCAAUACCUUUGUUUUCAAGAUGAUCUGGGAUGGCAUUCUAGAGAGUGAGAAGACCGACCGCUCGCAGCUAUUCGCCUCGGUGCACAGCUGGCUCAUGACGCUGUACGAGCGAGACUGCAGGAGGAGGUUUGCGCCUGAGGACCACUGGCUUAAAAAGGACCUGAAGGCAAAUGUCCUGUUCUCUGAGCUCGAGAAGGGAAAGAAGAGAGCCAAACUGCUUCUCCAGCACAUCCCACAUGUUCUUCCACACAAGGAUCGAGUUGUGCUCUUCCGGAGCAUGGUGGCCAAGGAGAAGUCCAGCCUGGUGACAGGCAAUCAGAUCGUGUCCCUAAUGGAUUUGAAUCACGGUGCGCCAAUCACGCACAUCACCGUUCGCCGCUCACGAAUGCUGGAGGAUGGCUACGAACAGCUUAGCCGGUUGCCCCCAAACUCGCUGAAAGGGACUAUCCGGGUGAAGUUCAUUAACGACCUUGGCAUGGAUGAGGCCGGCAUUGAUCAGGACGGUGUUUUUAAAGAAUUCCUGGAGGAGAUAAUCAAGAAGGUGUUUGACCCUGAACUCAACCUCUUCAAGAUCACUAUUGGGGAUGAGCGUCUCUACCCCUCGCCCACAUCCUAUGUCCAUGAGAACCACCUCCAACUCAUGGAGUUUGUCGGCAAAAUGCUGGGAAAGGCCGUCUAUGAGGGCAUUGUAGUGGAUGUACCGUUUGCGCCGUUCUUCCUGAGUCAGGUGCGCGGAGUGCACACAUCCAUGCCCUACAGCUCCAUCGAUGAGCUGCCCUCCCUUGAUGCUGAGUUCUACAAGAACCUCACCUCCAUCAAGAGGUAUGAUGGAGAUGUGAGCGAGUUGGGACUGACGUUUUCGUACGAAGAGGAUAUCAUGGGAAAACUUGUGUGCUAUGAACUUUGCCCUGGUGGAAAGACAACCCUUGUAACAAACGAAAACAAGAUCAGCUACAUCCACAUGUUGGCUCAUCACCGCAUGUACGUGAAGAUCAAGAAGCAGACAGGAGCGUUCAUUCACGGAUUCAAGUCCCUCAUCAGCCCAGAGUGGAUGGGCAUGUUUUCCACACCCGAGAUGCAGCGUCUCAUCGCCGGUGACACGGGCGAGAUCGACUUUGAGGACCUACGGAAACACACAGUCUAUUAUGGGGGCUUCCAUAACAACCACCGUGUGAUCAUAUGGCUGUGGGACAUUCUCACUAAAGAGUUCACAGCCCAGGAGAGAGCAAUGUUUCUCAAGUUUGUGACUAGCUGUUCCAGGCCUCCCUUAUUGGGGUUUGCACAUCUCAAGCCAUCUUUCUCCAUCAGAUGUGUGGAGGUCGCUGAUGACCAGGACACAGGCGACACCCUGGGCAGCGUGCUGCGGGGGUUUUUCACGAUCCGGAAGAAGGAGCCGGCCGGCCGUCUCCCCACUUCCUCCACCUGCUUCAACCUGCUCAAGCUGCCCAACUACAGCAAGAAGAGCGUCCUGCGAGACAAGCUACGCUACGCUGUCAGCAUGAAUACGGGAUUCGAGCUCUCGUGAUGUGUCCGUGCCACGCGGCACCUGCGCGAUGGCCGGCAAAGAAAAAAGCUCGUCAUCGUUGGGAGGGUGAGGGAGGGAGGGAGGGAGGUAAGGGAGGAAGGUGAUACUGCGCACCUCCAUUUACAGCGUAACCUGAGCCAACGGCCGUUAUCCCAGCUGUACGCAAGACCGUAAAGGUAGGUGUCGCUCGCAAGGACGAGUGGCGAGGUGGUCAUGAAUUUUCGGCAAGUAAUGUUUGUAUUUAAGAUACGCUUCUUGCACUUGACGGCCUUCACCUACCUGUAGACCUACCUGUGGUACACUUUAAACACCUCAGAAUCGACGAACGUACACUUUGUCUACAAGUGUAGAGAACAUACACAUCGUCUACAAGCGUAGAGAACAAACCAAUUUUGUUCGAGUCUUCUUGUUUCACAGGCGAUGACGUUCUGUCAUCAUGUCGAGAUCAUCCGUGGGUGGUGCACAAUCCCCCUAAGUAUGCAUAACGUGUUUUGAAACUUGCAACUCAUGGCUGGUUAUGCCACUGUUGGGACGUGAAUGUGGUUUUUGCUGCCUCUUGUCCCCAUCUACAAGAGUUUCCCAACCUUGUGCCCCUUGAACGUCCCAAAAAAUGAGGCCCUGCUCUGACGCCUCACACGUUCCACGAUGUUCUCUGUUUGAAAGGAGCUGGUCUCGGAAACCUCGUUUUAAAGUUGUACACUUGGGUACACUCCACAAUAAACUGCCCUCAUGCCACAGUGUUGGUGCAGGCUGACUUUGUUGAUCACAGUCAACUAAUGAGAAUGUAUCAUUUUUAUGUUGCGUGCACUCGGCAAUAUCAAUUGAAAACCUUAAAUUCUUGUGCAACAACACAGUUGUCAAAUUUAAUAAACUAAUGGGCUAUGAUAUAAUAUAAACGUAACUCGUGUAAAUAGAAGCGAUGCUGACAUUUUUAUUUCUUUGGUUCUGCUGUUUUAUGUACAUGAAUCUGCGUUUCUAUGUUAACUCCCUAUUACGGUGUAGUCUUCCAUGUGUUUACAGAACUACUAUAACUGGCAUGCAGUCUUAAUCGGCAAGUUUUACAUUCUAAAACUAUAUACAAAUUAAUUUACCCUGUGAAUGAAAAAGAUGGGACGAUUUUAUUUGGUUUAAUUUUAAAUUAAAGCACUACACUUAUACCAUACAUUUAUACUGCUGACACAAUCUUCUUUGUGUGUGAGAUAUAUUUCCUCCUUUGUAUCGCUUGGUAUAAGCAAUCAUCCUCAAUUUAGUCCCAAAUGCACUUCUUUAAAAUACCGUGUGCCUUCAAAAAGGUACCUGGCAGGACUCGCCUGUAACAGUCCACUUGGCCUGCCCUGUACACAAUACAAAAACACCUAAAGGUAUUCUCAAUUAUGUAUGUAUUUUGAACUUCUUUCGCACCGUACGUAGCCAACCGUGCUAAUCGAAGGCAGUCACUCGAGUGAACAUUACCCUACUGUAAAGAACACGUUUUUCUGGCUUUCACUUGCAUUUCGUAUUCCUGCCCUGGUCCUAAAAGUAUUGCGUUUUGUCAGAUUAACUCCACGCGUUUACCCUACGUACGUACUUUAUAAAAACAAAAUCGUAGGUGUUCAUGUCGUUUGUCCAGUUUUAAAUUUCUGAUCGUGUGCAGAUCUCGCGGUUAUUGUACAGCUGCGGAAUAUAACUGUAUGAGCACGGGUCAGUUAAGCUGUUAAACCACACUGUUCCCACAGCAAACGAACUAGUGGUCUUGUCUUUUCAGAAUAAAUGUGAAUAAAGUAUUGUAAUUUAA
Molecule: messenger RNA, 5273 nt
Organism: Petromyzon marinus (sea lamprey)
Lineage: Eukaryota; Metazoa; Chordata; Hyperoartia; Petromyzontiformes; Petromyzontidae
Gene: UBE3B
Product: ubiquitin protein ligase E3B
Biological process (GO): ubiquitin-dependent protein catabolic process; protein polyubiquitination
Molecular function (GO): ubiquitin protein ligase activity; protein binding
Source: RefSeq, a predicted model, not a curated record